Molecule: messenger RNA, 2819 nt
Organism: Leptopilina heterotoma
Lineage: Eukaryota; Metazoa; Arthropoda; Insecta; Hymenoptera; Figitidae
Product: gamma-taxilin
Exons: 5
Coding region: 113-2200 (695 amino acids)
Molecular function (GO): syntaxin binding
Source: RefSeq, a predicted model, not a curated record
UUUAUACCGAGUGCAUGCACCAAACGCAUUUUGGAAUAAACCAAACAAAAAUUAAGGUCGUUCUGAGGUUGUAUUAAUUAAUUUUUAUAUUGUUUCUACAGAUGUUUUGAUAAUGGAUAACGAUAUAAAUGAAAGUGUUAAAAUUGAAGCUGGCGAUGCUCAGAAAAAAACUGAAAAUAUAACCGUUGAGCCUAAACCUGUGCAUCACAGGGAGAGAAAGCAUGCAAAGGAUGAAAAACCGAAGAAAAAGGAGGAACGAGGAGUUGAGCAGGUCUUAAAAAGUUUGGUCAGCAUUGAAAAUGCUGACGAAAAAUUAUCGGCAAUGUGCAAAAAAUAUUCUGAAGUUAUUGAUGAAAAUCGUAAAUUGCAAUUGUCAUUGAAGCAAUCAGAGAAAAAGGUUCAAAUGAUACAACGUGAAAAAGAUCAAUUACAAACGGAACGUAGUAAAGCUGUUUUAACUCGAAGUCGAUUGGAAAGUUUAUGUCGUGAAUUACAACGACAAAAUAAAGCCGUUAAAGAGGAGAGUUUAUUGAAACUUCGUGAAGAAGAGGAGAAACGCAAGGAAGUGUCGGCUAAAUUUCAAAGUACCCUCGGCGAACUUACUGCCCUCAUGAGUCAAAAUAAUGAAAAAAAUACAAAACUUUACGAGGACAAUAUGGAAAUGAGUAAAAAUUUCAAAUCCCUCUGUGAACAAGUUGAAUUAAGGGAGCAGCAAUUUGAGAAAAUUCAUCAACAAAUGCAACUUGAAAUUCAAUUGGCCGAGGCUAAAUUGGCAAAAGUCACUUUAGAAAUGACAUCCGAAAAGGAGGCACUUCUCAAUGAGAAAAAACAACUCUUGGCUAAAUUAGCCGAAUAUCAAUUGAGGCUGAAAGAAAUGCAGGCCCAGGAAGUGGGACUGAGAAGUCAAAUAAGCAUGUACACUGACAAAUACGACGAAUUCCAAAACGCUUUGACUAAAAGUAAUCAAGUAUUCGGCGGAUUUAACGAAGAAAUGGAAAAAAUGUCGAAGAAAAUCCACAAACUCGAGAAGGAGACAGGAUUAUGGAAGCAUCGUUGGGAGAAGAGUCACCAAGCUCUCCUCGAAAUGGCCGCCGAUAAACAAACACGUGAUGCCGAAAUCGAGGAUCUCAAUCGUAAACGAUUACUUCUUCUCGAAUUGUGUAAAGCCUUCCAACAGGAACGUGCAACACUCAUUUUGCAAUUAAAGGAAAAAACCAUUGAAUCAAAUUCCGUUCAAUGUGAAAAUCAAGACAAUGUCAAAUCAAUCGAACAAAUUGAAAAUUUCACUCAAGUUUCUGAAAAAUUGGGCAAUAAUUUAUCGCAAGCGCAGGAAUCAUUAAUGCAAGAUAUCGCCGCCCAAGAAGCAAAACGAACAAAUCCAAAAGCAGACGAUCCACCAGCAAAAACAGAAACAACAAAGAGAAAAGAAAAAAAGAAACAAGACCCGAAGCAAAAGAAAAACGAAGUUUCAAUAGUGAAAGACGAAACUAAAGAAAGUGACGAAAAGGAUAAUGUCCAAACAAAUACAACAGCAGACGAAAAAAUUAAUCAAGAAAAACAAGAUAAAGACACUAAAGUCGAAAGUGUCGAAACUAAAGAAGAAUUAAAAACAACCGAAGAAAUAAAAGAACAAGAGACUAUUAAAAAUUCCGAAACUAAAGAACUAGAAGAAAUAAAUAAAAAUUCAGAUAAUUUUACUAAAAAUUCCGAAAUUAAAGAAAUAGAGGAAAGAAAUUCAGAUGAUACAUCAAAAUGUUCAGAAUUACCAAAAAACGAUGAGAAUUUAGAAAAAAAUUGUUUAACAAAUUCUGAAAGUAUAAAUCAAGUAUCAAACGAUGUAGAAUUGCCUCUAGAUAAUAAGACUGAGAAUAUUAUCAGCGAUAAAUUAGAAGUAGACGUUGAAAAAGUUGAAAUCACUAAUGAAAUAGAUAAAUUAAGUGAAACAUUAAAGAAUACGGAUUUAAAUGAAAAAUCCAAAAAUAAUGAGUGUCUUGAAAAUAAAUUAAUAAGUGAUUUGAAUUGUCAAGAAAAUAUCAAGGAGAAUUGCACUGUUACAGAAAAUUCUCAAACUGAAUCGGAAAAAUUGGAAAAUAUUUCCGAACUGACUGUUUUGACAAAUUCAGAAAAUGUACAAAUUAAAACAACGUCAUGUCCUAUGAUGGCGAAGAAAGGAAAGGAAGCAAAGAGGAAGAAGAAGUGAGAAAAACGAAGAAUUCUUCUAACCACUUCCCUUACGAUCUAAGUCUAUUGAAAAAAAAUAAUGUAAGUUUCAUUCAAUGCGAGUUUAAUCAAUCAGGAACACUGAUAUCAUUAAGUUUUUCUAAAACAGUGUUUUUUAUUGAACGCAGGCAAAAGUAGAUUUAAAAUUAUCUCCAAUUCUUUCGAUUCUUUUUCAACGUCUUUCAUUUACAGUUUACGCAAAAAGAAAAUAUCAUAAUUUCAUAAUAAACAAAUUUUUUAAUCUUGUUUUUUUUUCUAAAUAAUAAUAUAAAAACGUCUUGACGACAAAAAAAAAAAUAGUGAUUCUUGCCAGUUUUACAUUUUCUAAAAAUUUUUCGCUUUAAUACUAGUCGAUACGUGCAAAUUGUCUUGUGUUGUUGAUGUUGUUCUUGUUCUCUUUUUUAAUACAAACAAGUAAAAAUAAUUUUUUGCUCGAACAAAUUGUAUACGUAGUGUAUAUAAACAUUUUUUGAUCUCUUCGGUUAUUUAUUUUGUCAACAGUUCUAUCUUUCUCUUUUUUUUGUGAAAACAAAUAUUUUCUGCUGUUACUUUCAAAUUUAAUGCGAUUGUGUUUAAUAAAUUAUAAAUUUGUAUCUGAA